Molecule: messenger RNA, 2652 nt
Organism: Daphnia magna
Lineage: Eukaryota; Metazoa; Arthropoda; Branchiopoda; Diplostraca; Daphniidae
Product: pelle-like serine/threonine-protein kinase pik-1
Exons: 10
Coding region: 170-2287 (705 amino acids)
Biological process (GO): protein phosphorylation; signal transduction
Molecular function (GO): protein binding; protein kinase activity; ATP binding
Source: RefSeq, a predicted model, not a curated record
CGUUUCGUUUACGUACAAUAUCUGAGAAAUUUGAAAAUCGCGCCUUUGACAAUGCGGUGACAUUUCUACCAAUAGUAAUUACACUUUUCAGCAACAGGUGGCGUUCGUAUGUUUUGAUGGACAAGUUUUGGCAUAUCGUGGUUCUGCGACUUCGUGUAAAGUGGCAAAUAUGGCCUGGGCAUCUCCAAAGCCCAAGUAUAUAUAUCAAUUGCCUUACAUACCGCAACGUGACCUGGCACUGAUUUUGGAUGACAAUAAUCAAUGGAAAGAACUUGGUGACUUCAUGCAGUAUAAUGUCACCAGGCUGAAUGAGUUUGGAAGGAAUUUACAGUCACCCACAUUGGCAAUGUUUUCAGAUUGGGGUCAGAAAAAUCACACCAUUGUAGAACUCUUUGUUUUGCUUUCUAAAAUGCAGCAUUACAGAGCCCUUGAAAUAUUGAUGCCCUAUGUUGAUGAAAGUUACCAUGUCCUAUAUAGGAAUGGAGAAUUAAAUCUUUCAAAAUUGCUAAAAACUGAACUAGGUGCUGGCCCGGGAAGCAAUGGUGAAGCUACUGCAGCCACAGUGAGUAGUCCUAAUGGAGCAAAAGGAUCUGUUGAUUCUUGCAAUUUUAAUUCACCAGUUAGUGAAAGAGCUUUUCCUUCAAAGCUGGCGGUGUUUGAGAUAGGUCAGCCCAGUACAAGUAGUAGUAGCAAACCCAUACCAAUGAACCAAGGGGAUUUGACUAGAAGCGAAAAUAUUCAAGCCUCCUGGAACCCCGUGUCACCUGCCCAGGCUCCGAAUCCGUCACCUCAACACGGGCCCAUCAAUGGAAUUCUUCCGAGAAGGGACUCGGAAAGUUCGGCCUUUAGCGAUGCUUCGUCUGCGUCAGCUAUGUCAAACAUCCCACCCAUCGACGAGCAAGAGUUGUCAAUCGCAACCAACCAUUGGAACACAGUUUCUAUUCUUGGUAAAGGAGGUUUCGGUACGGUGUACAAAGGAACGUGGAAAAAUACGCAAGUUGCCAUCAAAAGGAUGGAAAAUAAAGGUUUGGCUGGUGCUAACCUCAUCCCUAUGCAGCAGUCAAUGGGUGAACUCCGCAUCUUAAAUGCCGUUCGGCACGAUAAUAUCUUGCCUCUGUAUGGCUAUUCGCUGGGAGGAGAUUAUCCCUGUUUGGUUUAUCAAUUCAUGCCCAACGGAUCACUGGAAGAUCGCCUUUUAUGUCGACAAGGUACCUAUCCGUUGAAUUGGGAACAACGCUUCAAUAUUGCCCGGGGGACGGCUCGUGGUCUGCAGUUCCUUCACACUAUGGGAGAUAAACCGUUGAUUCAUGGCGACAUCAAAAGUGCCAAUAUUCUGUUAGACAAGAAUUUCGAACCGAAGAUUGGAGAUUUCGGUUUGGCUAGGGAAGGUCCUCAAACUCAGUAUACACACAUCAAAGUCAGUCGUGUUCUUGGUACGCGCCCUUAUUUACCGGAUGAAUACUUACGAGGGAAAAAGAUAUCGACAAAGGUUGAUACGUACAGCUUUGGGAUUGUCUUAUUCGAGUUAGGCACUGGCCUUCGUGCUUAUGAUAGUCACAGGGAAUACCCUUAUCUGCGAGACCAAAUAGAGAACAGUGGUCAAAUAGAUCUGCGAGAUGUGAAAGCUGGUCAGGUUUGUGUAGCGUUAUAUCAACCACUCAUGCAUUUAGGGUGGUUGUGCGCUUCUGCCAAAGCAAAAGAGCGACCCGAAAUGGUUAAGGUGCUCCAAGAUUUAGAUCAUUUGGCAUCGGGUACCGAGCUUUACAUUAGACAAAGCACAGCCCGACUUCCUCGAGCUGUUGAGACCCCCCCAGUUAGGUUGGCGAGGGAGAAAGAGAUAGAAUUCUUGUCUCAAACUCCAAGAGAUAAGGAGAUAUCAUUCUUACCUCCAACUUCAAGAGAUAAAGUGGUUCCCUUUCUUCUUCCAAGUCCUGCCCCUCAAAUAGAAGCUUCUGUCGAGCCUUUUGCCGUACCAAUAACGAAUCAUGCAUCUGGAAUAGAAAUUGUGCAUCCAAGCGCCCUUCCAUCUCCUGCCGUAAUGAUAAAUGAACCUGAAAUUAUCCCAGCAUUCGAUCAGUUGGUUCUGUCAAGAGACGUAUCAACAGGUCUUUGUAGUGUUGCAUCCGAUGAAAUCCCAAAUUUCAAUUCGCUUUUAAAUGUGGAGUCAUCUUCACAGACGGUAAAUGACGAUCACGACAGCAACAAGAGUAGCUCCGGAGAUAGCUCAGAGACGAGUUCUGACAGCACUGGCGAGUUGGAAACCCAAGACCAUCACAGCAAUAUAUAAUAUAUAACCGACCUCGAUCCAAAUUGAUUCCGUAAAAUAUUAUGGUUAUUACGUAUUUGAUUCAAAUGUGUUUACAGGAAACUGGGAUCUAUAAAAAAAAAAGGGAAGGCCCGGGGAGAAAGGUGUAAUAAUUGAUAAUAAAAAAAUGCCUAAAAUCUGGCCGCGUUUGUUCAUAGAGGUCGCGGCGUUUUGACAAUUAUCAGUGAUGUCUGCUGCCGUUACAAAAUUGAAUGCCUGAAAUGUGCUGUAAACUUUCGGGGUUGUUAAUUUUAUUAAUGGUUUGUAACAUGCAUUCAAGUCUUUAAACGAUCGUGAAACCUGUUUCUAAUUGCCUUGUGGUGUCAAUACAUUUUAGUUCUGGUGCA